Phlebotomus papatasi is the source of this 5028-nucleotide messenger RNA. RefSeq names its product integrin alpha-PS2 (gene if). Gene Ontology annotation, cellular component: external side of plasma membrane; integrin complex. NCBI's taxonomy places the organism in Eukaryota, Metazoa, Arthropoda, Insecta, Diptera, Psychodidae. Gene Ontology annotation, molecular function: integrin binding. The record is from RefSeq and is a predicted model, not a curated record. The coding region runs from base 298 to 4530 and encodes 1410 amino acids. The transcript is spliced from 13 exons. Gene Ontology annotation, biological process: cell-cell adhesion; cell adhesion mediated by integrin; cell-matrix adhesion.
UUGUGCUCAUGACUCGGCCGUGUGAAGACACUCAUCCGCGCUAAAAGAUUGUGUGGGAGCCUCUGAGGGAGAUUUCAAAGACUUCCCCCCAAAACGGUCAUCCGGGGAUUAAGUGUGGUCUAGUUGGUGUUCCGGGGAGUGUCUGCUGUGCCUUAUUGUGCCUUUGAGGAUUUCGGUGUAAAGGAUAUGGCCUUUUGAAGUGCCUGAAGGUAUUAAGAUUGGGAUCCGUGUGUGGCUAGAAGAAGAAGUAGAAAAAAAAAGUUGUGCAAAUUGGUGAGCAUUACAUCACGUUGAAAGAUGAUGAGACUGUGGUGGAGAUCCGUGAAUCUCCUGACAUGGUGUGGUGCCUAUUUCCUCCUCCAUAUCACAAUCCUGGACAUUGUGGGUGCCUUCAAUGUAGAUACUGUGAAUUAUGUUAAGUACGAGGGACAUCAUGAUUCCAUGUUUGGAUUCAGUGUGGCCCUCCAUCAGGAAUCCCAACGGAAAUGGAUAAUUGUAGGAGCACCUCAAGCGGAUACUUCCGCUAUUCAGCCUGAAGUUGUUAAAGGUGGAGCAGUCUUCAAAUGUGAUCUUUCCUCAGAUAGUCACUGCCAAAUAAUUCCAUUCGACCGAAAUGGGCCUCAGAGAAACGAACAGAAUGAUCGAGUGGAUACAAAAUCUUUUCAAUGGUUCGGAGCAACUGUUUCCAGUUCAGGACCCGAUGGACCCGUUGUGGCAUGUGCCCCAAGAUAUGUCUUUCACACGAUGUCACCGCGCAAAGUUGAAAGAGUGGAGCCCGUUGGAACAUGCUAUUUGGCAAAGAGCAAUCUCAACGAAUUUACAGAAUAUUCACCGUGUCGAACAAUGUAUUGGGGCUAUCAUCGUCAAGGAUCUUGUCAAGCGGGCUUCAGUGCUGCAAUAUCCAAGAAUGGUGAACGAGUCUUCAUUGGUGCUCCUGGCAGCUGGUAUUGGCAAGGACAAUUGUAUUCAAUACGCGCUGGAAUUGAUUAUCCAUAUAAACCACCAAGAUAUGGACAGUACGGCGAAGGAGGUCAAAUAUACUCAACGGGAAUCUCAAAUCCAGGCACGAAGGUGUAUCAAACUAGUGAGAGUACAGCCUCUGAGGAUGACUCUUAUCUGGGAUAUUCGGCUGUUAGUGGUGAUUUUAGUGGUGAUGGAGUAGCUGGAGUGGCUGUAGGCAUGCCAAGGGGUGGUGGCUUAUUGGGAAAGGUUCUCAUUUACACGUGGAAUUUGACCAAUCAGCAAAAUAUCACAGGAGAGCAAAUUGGUGCCUAUUUCGGAUAUUCACUUGCAGCUGUUGAUGUCGAUGGGGAUAAACUUGAAGAUUUAAUUAUUGGGGCACCAAUGUACACAGAGCCCAAUAAUGAGGGGAAAUAUGAGAUGGGCAGAGUGUACAUUAUGUAUCACAAUAAGAAAUUCCAGGAGCUCGAUACACGAGAUGGCACAACGUCCAAGGGACGCUUUGGCCUAGCAUUAACAUCUCUGGGUGAUAUUAAUCUCGAUGGCUAUGGAGAUUUUGCAGUGGGGGCACCCUAUGAUGGACCACGUGGUCAGGGUGCUGUACACAUAUUCUAUGGUUCAAGCAAAGGACCUCUGCCAAAGGCUUCUCAAAUAAUCUAUGCUGAAGAUGUUGUUGGAACUCCCUAUCUGACAACCUUUGGCUUCUCCCUGGCUGGAGGAGUUGAUUUGGAUGGGAAUCGGUAUCCGGAUCUCGUGGUGGGUGCCUAUGAAGCUAGCAAAGCUAUUGUGUUCAAAUCACGCCCCGUUGUGGUACUUCAUGCCAAUGUUGGCUUCGAAACUGACAACAAAUUGAUCUCGCUGGAUGAGAAAAAUUGUACCACAUCAAAUAGGCAGAAGGUCACUUGUGCUGUUAUUAAUUCAUGCCUCAGGUAUGGUGGUAUCAAUGUGCCACCGACAAUUGACAUUGAAAUCUCGUGGGUGUUGGACUCAAAGAAGCUCAGACAGCCACGGAUGUUUUUCCUCAAUGAGGAAAAUAGAAACAUUAGAAAUGCAUCGAUGAGACUCUCGAACGGGAAGAGCGACUGUCGGAAGGAUCGUGUGUACAUUCCGGAUAACAUUCGCGAUAAAUUAACAUCACUGGAAGUUGAGAUGAAAUACAAUUUGCGAUCACAAUCCCCGCCACCCCUUCAGUCAAUCCAAUCUCGACGCCGACGUGCUGCACUCGAGCCAAUUCUCGAUCACAAUCUGGGACUCAUUCAGCGUGACUCUAUUCAUAUACAGAAGAAUUGUGGACCAGACAAUGAAUGCAUUCCAGAUAUUCGAGUUGAGAUCAAAACUGUAGAUAAAUUCUUGCUGGGAUCUAAGGAUUUGCUGACAUUUGAAGUACUUGUAGCUAAUGGUGGUGAAGAUGCUUUCGAAACGAGCUUCUACAUGACAAUUCCACCCAGUGUCAAGUAUAAGAAUCUCAAGCCAAUUGGUGAUGCACCAGACACACCAAUCACUUGUACAGCUCCCACAGAGGAGACACAUCUGCUGAAGUGUGAUCUGGGUAAUCCCUUCCCGUCUGGCAAGGCCGUACGAUUCGAAGUGGCCCUAAAUCCAACAUACAGCUCCAACAUGGAUCCCAGCUAUGACUUUUACAUUGAGGUCAAUUCGACGAAUCCCGAACGUGAGGGCAGCAACUAUGACAACAUCAUCCGGAAGAAUGUUGGCAUCUGGUUGGAGACCGAUCUCAAGAUCAGUGGAAAAUCCCAACCGGAAGAGAUUCACUACAACAUUUCGCAAUACACAGAUUUUGAGAAUGCAACAUCUGAGCAUGAUUUGGGUCCUCAAGUGGCCCAUGUGUACGAUAUUCAGAAUUUGGGACCAUCUGUUGCUGAUGAAGUGGAGAUUUACGUCAUGUGGCCAUUUGAGACACAAAGCGGUGAGCCACUCAUGUACAUGCUCUCACCGCCAGAACUCAAUGGUAACAUUUACUGCGAUCCCAGUGCCUAUAUCAACUACAAGCGCAUUGAGAUGGAUCGUUUGCUGGUCACCAAGAGCAUUCUCAAGCAGAUUGGUGUUCAGGAAAGGGUGAGUACACACCAUCGGUCCUCGAGUCAGGGACAGCAUUCAGAAGUGACAGUGGAACAUGGCCAGAGGGUAGGAGGAAGUGCACGGGGUUCAAGUUACUACGGAAAUAGGAGAUUGAGUGAGGAAGAGAAGAAGAAAUUGGAUGCUGAGGAGAAUGUAGAGUCAACAGGGGAUGCUUCCAUGGUGCACAGAGAUCGUAGCUCACAGCAGGCUGCGGCUGGUGGAUGGUCAAGUGGAAGAGCAGGCCAUGGAGGUGCACAUUUUCAGCAUUCUUGGAGUUCAUCUCAGGGAGGUGGUGGUGGUUCGAGGUAUUCUUCGUACAAUGGCUCCUACGGCGGUGGCGAAAGUCGCAGAAUUGCAUCUGCUUACCAAGUUUCCACCACUUCAGCACCAUUCACCAGGCCAACGCCUACGCCAACGAUCUACCGAGCGGGAAUGUACAGAUUGGAUGAUAUUCCCACGGAGGAGCAUGUCAAUCAGGAUAUCUCGCGGCUGAAUGCAAGAACUGAAACAUCCACAGUGAGUUCAGGACGAAGACGGAUGAUGAGUCAGCAAGAUGGAGAACCACCGCGGCCAGAUCUCAUCACAGGGGCUUCUCCACUUGAGAAAGCCGUCCAAGGAGCUGGCCAUGGACAAUUCCACACGGCAACUGUUGAUCUGGGACAAUUGAGUAGGUCAAAUGUAGACGAUGAAAUCCACCGUCGUGGUCAGGCAGCACAUAUUGCCAAUUCCUACAAUUCCGGAGCCCAUGGGCAAACCUACAACUACCACCAGCAGGCUGGUGGAGGAAGUCGAACAGCUUCCUCUCAAAGUUCAUCACAAGCUUCCUCGGGAUUCAAUCAGGGUCGUCAGUCUUCGUCAACUUGGCACGUGGGAAGCCCAGAUCCUCUCAGUGAAGAAGACGAUUACACAUUUGAGGACUAUGAUGACGAGGACAAUGGACAUCCGGCAGGAUAUAAGCCCACUCAUCAUGGGAGAGUUCCUGACCGAUUCCAGCACUACAGACGCUUCCAGAGAUCUCCGGAAGAUGAUGAUUUGGCCGAAUUGGAGAAGGAAUUGCAUUGCAAUGUGACAAAAUGUGCAGUGCUCAAGUGCAUUGCCUACAAUCUUGUCAAGGAUGACAAUGUUUACAUCGCUAUAAGGACUCGUCUUGUGGCCAAAACACUUGAUAAGCUAACUCUGAGCACUCCUAUUGAUCUCUCUACGAAAACCGUGGCUAGAGUAACGAGGCAGCCUUUCAUUGGGGAACCCAAGGAGAAGCCUAUUAAGUCAUUUGAGGUGCCUGUAAUGGCAAUCCCUGAACCUAUUUUAAAGCCAGAUGUUGUUCCUCUCUGGGUUGUUGUUUUGUCUGCUUGCGCUGGUGCAAUCAUCCUCUUACUCCUCAUCUAUCUCCUGUACAAGUGUGGCUUCUUCAAUCGAAAUCGCCCGAAGGAUCACUCGCAGGAGAGGCAACCACUGAAUCGCAAUGGCAAUUACCACGGAGAUGAACAUCUGUAGGAGCUGAAAAAAACAUACGACGAAUCUUUCUAAUAUAAAUCCCCUCUCUAUCUCUCCCACUUAAUCUUCGUUUUUUAUCCCUUUUUGUCCCCCCGACUCUUUUUUUUUUUUUAAAUAAUUUCUUUACAAGAAAAAUGUACUGUAAAAGUUUCUACUAAUUAACUGUUGAUAUUAAUUAAGAUUUAUUUUUUUUCGUGGCGAGAGGACGAUGAAACAAAAAAUGAGAUUGCAAUUUUUAUGUGGUAGUGAAUUAAUUUCUAUAUUUAUUAAUUUUUACCAAUUGUAAUGAACAAAUUAAUUAAAUUAAAACCAAAAUGCGUUAUUACUAAUGAUUGUAUAGUGAGAUAAAAAAAACUCGUGAAUCUCUGCAAAUUAUUGUAAAUUUAGGAUGAAAUUUUGAGUGCCAUUAAAAAGUGACUUGUAGGUUAUUCUUAAAUCGCUUUUUGUGCAGUCUGUACAAUAAUAAAACGAAUAAUAGAUUUAUUUCUAGGUAACAAA